Molecule: messenger RNA, 3208 nt
Organism: Zerene cesonia (dogface butterfly)
Lineage: Eukaryota; Metazoa; Arthropoda; Insecta; Lepidoptera; Pieridae
Product: hemicentin-1-like
Exons: 18
Coding region: 361-3054 (897 amino acids)
Source: RefSeq, a predicted model, not a curated record
UACAUGCCGGUGCUUGUACAAGCUUUCAGCACGCGAGUCUCGUCUAAAUUAAAAUAAAAUUAGCAUGCACAUUGCAAUAAUUACCUGUGAAUUGUGACAUGUUAUUAAUAAAACGCUGUCUGUUAAUUUGAAAUGAGUUGAAACCAAUGAUAUGAAACGUCGUACAAUACUCAAGUUUGUUUGAUUUUUGUUUGUAAAUCAUAAUUGUGGGAAGUAUUUUGAUUCAAUUAAAACAAUAUCAACUCAAUGUGAUGCUUCAGCAAGAAACAUGCCAAGGAACAGUGUUAUUGUGACGAGAAUGAAACGGUACUCUUUUAGAAAAGAGCAAUUUAAGUGUGUGUGAGUGUUCAUAAUGUAACAAUGUGCACGGUUAAGUGGAUCCGGUUGUUUGUGUUGCUGGCUGCUUGCUGGGCUCAGGAAGGGGAGUGGAGUGAAGACGCAGAGGACCUCGUAUCAACAGUGGACGUGGACGCAGUGCUUGGACGCACCGCGUCUCUGCCGUGUGACGUCACGCCGGACGCCAACGAAGACCGAGUAUACAUGGUGUUGUGGUUUCGAGCUGGCAAGAGCACCGGUGGAAAACCCAUCUAUAGUUUUGACGUCCGCGGGCGUUCUUUCAACAAAGCGCUGCAAUGGUCGGAUCCCAAUGUGUUCGGUCCACGCGCCUACUUCGCCACCGUGGCACGGCCCGCCGCCCUCACCCUCGACACGGUGCAACUCGACGACGAAGGCGUGUACCGCUGCCGCGUGGAUUUCAAAAACUCACCCACAAGGAACUUUCAGAUACGACUUUCCGUUAUAGUACCACCACACCAGCUGAUACUGUACGACAAGUCGGGUCGUGACGUUUCCGGUGUCGUGGGGCCGUUAGAGGAAGGGAACGAACUGGUCCUUGUUUGUGAAGUCAGAGGAGGUCGACCUUCUCCAACGAUUAUUUGGCUUAUCGAUGGUGUGCCGGCACCACAGUACAUCGGCGAGAAGACUGACUCACACGUGGUGGUCAAUAAGCUGGAACUACCUCAUGUCAAGCGAUCCCACUUGAACACAACUUUCAAGUGCCGAGCCUCCAACACUAACCUCGUCAGCCCGCAAGAAAAGACAGUCAGAUUAGAAAUGAACUUGCGGCCGACGUCAGUGCAGAUAGUAAAGAAGCCGGCGACGCUAUCGUCGGAACGCUACGUGAGCUUAUCGUGUGUGUCGGAGGGAAGCCGCCCGCCGGCUCAGCUCACUUGGUUCAAGGACAAUAGGAAAUUCACUAGGGGAAAGAUAACAGAAGGUACGAACGACACGUGGGUGAGCAGCACGCUACAGUUCGCGGCGCUGCCGGAGGACGACGGCGCGCUGGUCAAGUGCCAGGCGGACAACAGCGCGCUACCCGGCCAGAGUAUAGACGACUCCUUCAAGCUUGAUGUCGUGUAUCCGCCCGUUGUAUCAUUAUCAUUGGGAAGUACCCUCAACCCUCAUGAAAUCAAAGAAGGUGAUGACGUGUAUUUCGAAUGUUCAGUUCGCGCCAAUCCCAAAGAGCAUCGCAUCUCCUGGUACCAUAAUGACAAGCCGGUAGUGCACAACGUGGUGCUUGGCGUGAUAGUGAGCACCAAGUCGCUGGUGCUGCAGAAGGUGACGCGCGAGCACAGCGGCGGGUACUCGUGCCGCGCCACCAACGCGCUCGGCGAGACCGCCAGCCGCGCCACUCACUUGAGCAUACAGUAUGCUCCGGUUUGCACACACACAUCGCCGCAAGUGCUGGGCGCGCAGUUGGACGAGACGCUGCGCGUGCGCUGCUCCGUGACAGCCAACCCGCCUGACGUCACGUUCUUCUGGCAGUUUAACAACAGUGGAGAAAGUCUCGAUGUUUCACCUUCCAAAUAUGGCACAGCAAACGGGAGCACCAGCGAGCUGAGCUACAAGCCGCAGAGCGAGCGCGAGUAUGGCGCGCUCAGCUGCCGCGGCACCAACUCCGUCGGGCGCCAGCUCGAGCCCUGCGUCUUCCAGAUUGUUCCCGCCGCUCGGCCAGCACCUCCCAGAAACUGUUCGCUCCAAGCGGGCUCCAACACCACAGAAGGUAUGGCGGUAUUGUACGUGCGCUGCGUCGCUGGUUACGAUGGAGGUCUACCGCAGACCUUUGUGUUGGAAGCGUUGGACCCCAUCACGAACAACAACAGAUAUAACAGCACCGUUAAUGAUACUGAUGGCUUAGUGACGUUUAAAUUAGAUCUCGGCCAGCUGUCACCGGGCGACGUAGAGGGCGCCACGUUUAAUCUACUCAUUUAUGCAAAAAACCUUAAAGGCGAGUCGGAGAGAACCCUGCUGGAAAACAUUGCGUUCAAUGACGCUGCAAGGAGGACUGAUGGUAAGAGCGCGAUGGGCGGGGCAACUCUCGGCAUCCUCGUAGCGGCCGGGCUGGGCGCGCUGCUCGCGCUGGGCGGGCUGUCGCUCGCCGCGCUGCUGGCCCGGCGGCGCCGCGCGCGCGCGCCCCACAAGCACCCGCCCGGCGACAUGCUGGAACUCAGCGACGGCGGCCGGCGCUACGUCGUCGCCUACACCAUCAAGCCCUCUGAGUCCAAGGAGCCGCAGCCGGACAUACUGAACCCGCCAGAUGGCGAAAGUCAGAACGUCGUUCAGGCAAAUACGGAUUCAGAAGAAUGGACUACGGUACGGGAAGUUAAAGGUGACUGGUCUAAAACUGGAGCAGUAUUCUCUGCCGAGGAUUUAGCACUUUUGGACUCAGCGGGACGACCACAACAACUCACUCCCGGCAGCGACAUGACACCCAUCAGUAGACAAGAAGAUGCAAUAAAUCAAAAUUUAUCACAACCUCUAUUAGCGAAUAACUUCAGACCUAACCUAAGUCCAACAUUAGGAAGCCCAAACUUCGUAUGUCCAAACGGCAAUGUUGGCUCACCAUUUGGAAGUCAAACUUUAGCAUUAAGCGGACCAACGUUAAGUUCUGGAAGUCUCGCAACGUCGACUUUACAUAGAAAAGGAAAGACUAACGUGAGGAGAAGAGAACACGUUUUAGCAGAAAACUUACCAGGCCCGGAGAGUUGUGUGUAAAAAACUUUAAGAAUAAAUGCUUAAAACUUUUGGCCUAACUUCUUUUCCUAACGACUACCUUCAGGCGAGUUUAAUAAAUUGUCUAUAUUUUAUGACUCAGCCGAGUCAUAAAAUAAUAUUGGUUUGAUUGAUUCAUGGAAUCCUUGAAACUUUU